AUGCUGCCCCCCCCUCGUUCUUUCAUCAAAGUAAUGUGUAAAUGAAGUAAAGCCAUCUACUUAUAAGCAGGGGCUUUGUUUCAAUAUUAUGUCAGGCUAAAAAAAAUUGGCAUUCCUCCUGCAGAGCACUACGGUUCUCCGUCACUCUUUCCUUUACAUUCUAGUCAUUCGCUGCAGAGGGACUGUGAUUUUGGGCUCCAGGCUCGAGUUGCUUGUGUCUGAUAGUGGUGUCUUUUCUGCACUGUGAAGAUCUGAGUGCCACUGUGCAAUUCUAAUCAGUGCACCACGUCUUCUCCCAGUCAAGGAGGGGGUUGGUGGUGUUUUUGGUGGUAGGGGUGGAAGGUUAGAGACAGACAAACACGGACGAUCGAGUAUGAGUGCAUUAGUACGAGCAAGAGAGGGGACCAAGAGAGUAGAGGAAAGAGGUAGAGAGGCAAACGAUGAGGAAAGAGACAGAGUGUGUUUGCGUCUGUCUGUGUAUUUGAGAGCGAGAGGCAAGGAGCGAGACAGAGUGAGGGAGAGUGCUAGGCAGAGGGAGGGGAAUCAAGAUAGUGGGAGAGUGAGGGAGAGGUGGUUACGUGGAGCAGCACCCCACUUCAUCAGGCAGCAUACGGCAGCCCUGCAGUGCGAUCAGAGUGUGGGAAUAGGGCUAUGAGAUUGAGAGUGAGAGAAAGAAAGCAGAGAGGGACGAGAGCGAGGAGGGGGGGUUGGUGGGUGAAAAGAAGAGCUUGAGGGAUUUGCACAGAUGAGAAGGGGUGAGUCUGUUGGCUGUUGUGGACGCGGGGAGGACGUGGCAGCAGUGGCUGAGGUUGAGGCAGAUCUGAGGUCUCCUGUGUAGAAGUAGCCGGCAUCAGGACGUUAUGCCGUGUGAGCACUGAGGGGUUUGCGUGUGUGAGCCAGGAGCAGCUGCUGUGACUGCAUCUGCACUGCCUGCAUGUCUCAGACAGGCAGGGGAUGCAGCAAACCUCUGCCCUGAGCACAGAGGCUGCUAGCUGCACCCAGCAAGAAGAAGGACCAGGUGGACUAGGGCGGGAGCAGGGGGCGCGUGCUUUGGGAAGGAGCUGGUUUAACCUGCACUGUGGUCCUGCAGUGAUCUUUGCUUCAGAGGCAAGAGCCUGCACCUGCCAUUGGAUGGAUCUGAUCCUGGAUUUACUGCUUUAUGAGAUGAGAGGCACAUUUUCUGGCAGAGCCGCACAGCCAGCAGCCUGCUGAAGAGCGUGAAUGCUGGGAAGCACUGGCUCCACCAAGGACACCAAGCCUUUUCCCCUUGGCAGUCAGCUUAUCUGGAGAAUUGCCAAGGAAUCUUUACUUGGAUUUGAUCAUGAAUUGAGGAGUUUGGAAUCAGCACACUGUGGAAAAGCCAACAUUUCUUUUUUCCCCCCUUUGAUAUAGGAUUUACAAUAUGUCUACCUGACUGUACUUGCAGUGGCUCUGGAGUAAGACCGAAACAUGAUUUAAACAAAUGUGUGUUCCUUGAUCAUAAAUAACACAAGUACCUCAACAGUAUAUUAGAAUGCUGCUACCUUCGUUGUAUGAGCCGAAUCCUAGCUCUCAAAGAGGUUGACCAAUGAAGCCAUGGGACUCAGCCAGAGCUUUACAAAUGGGGCCUGUGGUAAAGCCCUGGACCAGCCGGUGGGAGAGUGGCUGGAGCACGUGGGGCUGCCGCAGUACGAGAGCAAGUUCCUGCUCAAUGGUUUUGACGACCUACGAUUUAUGGGGAGUAACGUGAUGGAGGACCAAGACCUCCGAGACGUUGGGAUCACUGACCCAGGACACAGAAAGAAGAUCCUCCACGCAGCACGCAGUUUGCCAAAGGUAAAAGCACUGGGCUGUGAUGGCAGCACGUCUCUCGCCUCGUGGCUGGACGGCCUUGGCUUGCAUGAAUACCUGCCCAACUUCCUUUCAAGUGGCUACCGCACACUAGAGUGUGUGAAGAACCUGUGGGAGCUGGAGAUCAUCAAUGUUAUUAAGGUAACUGCUCUGGGCCACAGGAAGAGGAUCAUUGCAUCUUUAGCAGAGAGACCCUAUGAAGAAGCUCCCAGCAAGUCCCGUCGUAUGUCCCCAAUCAUGUUCCAUGACCUCCUGUCCCAGACCACAUCCCCCCUCAGUCAAAUGGACCCCUACACCAGUCGCUCCAUGGACAUGCUCCUGCCCCUGACUGAGUCAGACCGGAGGCGGAGAGGAGCGGACCAGGACUGUAGCGUAUCUCUGCGGUCUUACAGUGAAAGGCCACGCUCUGUCGACAGACAGAGUGAGCGACACAAAGAUUCUCGGCUAAACCUCCGGCCGCCGAGCCAGUCCGCUACCUAUGCCACGGUGUCUGCCUGGCAUCACCAGCCUGAGAAACUCAUCCUGGACUCCUGUGGCUACGAGGCCACAUACCUAGGAUCAAUGAUAAUCAGGGAUCUACGAGGGAUUGAAUCCACACAAGAUGCCUGCGCUAAAAUUAGGAAAUCAAAGGAUUCAAGAAAGGGUCCAGUUGUCAUCCUGUCCAUAACGUACAGAGGAGUUAAGUUCAUUGAUGCAGCCACGAAGGCCAUUGUCGCAGAGCAUGAGAUCAGGAACAUCUCAUGCGCUGCCCAGGACCCAGAUGACCUCUGCACUUUUGCUUACAUAACGAAGGAUCUAAAGAGUGGCCACCACUUCUGCCAUGUUUUCAGCACUGUGGAAGUGACUCAGACCUAUGAGAUCAUCCUAACCCUGGGACAGGCUUUUGAGGUGGCCUAUCAGAUGGCGAUGCAGUCCAGGGCCAGACACUUUGUCCCGCCUUCGUCGAUGGUCCCGGAGGUCGUAGAGACCAAAGCCAGCCGUCCGGUGUCUCAGUCGUGGAGCAGCAUGCGGAGAUCAGCAGGUGCCCCUCUGCUCGAAUGCCGCUGCUGUCACUGUCACACGUGUACUACCCACCGUCCUUCCUUCCUACCGUUGCACUCUGUUAGCCCUGGAGUCCAGAUCGACCCCCUGGAGAUGGAUGCAGACAUGCAGUCCCUGGGCAGCACCUCCUGGCUCUUGGACCAUCGGGACUCCAACAGGCGCCCCGUCAGCACCAACUCACCCCAGCGUUCAAGUUUCCGGAUACCAAGCUGUGAGUUGAAGGGGAGCAGCCCAUGUGAGUGUGUUUGCGUGUUUUGAGUUAGAGGGCAGAGCAGUGGGGGAAAAAAAAAAAAAGAGAGAGAAAGAGAGGUAAGACUUAUGCAACGUGCAAGGCCAACCAGCGCUACACUGACAUUUAGAUCUCACUCUGUUUAAACCCUGCUCCUCCACUGCCCCGAUGCAAACCCCAACACACACACACAAACACACACCGAAGGCGACCUGUUGUCCGACAUCACUGGCUACACAGGACCAGGUGUUUCACUCCUGUCUUGAGAAAAGGUCAAGCGUCUUUCCUGGCCUCCAUGAGACUCUCAGAUCUUGCCAUGUAGGUACUGUAAUGUUUAGAGCACUGUAGACCAUUAAUGAGCAUUUCUAUUGAUUCAGGUCAAUUGCAGAUUAUUAAAGGACGAAGAGAAAAGUGACAAAACGCAGAAACUGUACCAGCAUACAAUGCUUUGCCUAUGUUUGUGGACAAAGUAUGGUUUGUAAAUGAAAAUGUGAUCCUGUCUCAAAUUUCAAAGCAAUAUUAUAUUAAUGAUAUUAAAUAAGACAAUGACAAAAGAAGCCCUCUCACGUCUGUUGUCAACACUGAUUUUGUUUUAUGGUUGAGUGAUAAAAAGAAGAGAAAUAUUCAAAUGACAACUGUAACAAAAGUGUUAUACUGCUUAUACUCUUCUUGUUUCGCCUUUAAAUAGUGAUCAGUGAGGCUUGGACCAGUAUUAUGUUGCAUUCAAGUCACAGAGCUAAGCAUCAAAGUUUCCAGUAUCCUCAAAAGCUCGAACCAAAUAACUAAAUCUAAAUAUGAAAACAAGUCUUACGUCACCUAGACUUUCAUAUUAGCGGUUGGACAAAAUAUUGACACAGCAAUACAUAAUCACUGUGACUCCUGAUAUAUUAUUAUGUCGAAUAUCAAUAUUUGCAUUAAAAAUUAAUCCAAUUUAUACAGAUUUUCCCUUCAAUUAUGCUCACAGCUGUCUCUCUGUGGUGAGGGGAAUGUGACGUUUAUCUUUUUUUGGGGACAUUUUGUGUCCUUCAGAUAUAUAGACUGAUGAUGAUGAUGAUAUGAUUUAGCCAUAUAUGGAUUGUCACAGAGUUGCUUUAUCAUGGUUUUGUUGUAUCACAUGUUGUGUCAUAUCGAGUUGCCCUGAAAUUCACACCAACUUUGCUCGAUCUGUUCCUUCCGUUCUAUUUUUGAAACAAGGAACAUAGAGAGGAAGAUGUUUUCAAAACUGCAGGUUUUUAAAUGCUUAGCUCUGUGAAAGUGAAAGACCACAGGUGGCUUUUUUCAGUAUGAAUACAAAUUAGAUCUGCAAACGACGUGUGUUUUGACUCAAGUUAAAAGAAUCCACUGGUGACCGACUCUGUUUCAGUACAAUGUGAAAACAUUCAGGGUGACUCUGCGUAACUGUUACGUUCUUGUGAUGUGACACAGAGCAGACACUUCUUAUAAGUUACAGGC
This is a messenger RNA of Solea solea (common sole), 4552 nucleotides long. RefSeq names its product ankyrin repeat and sterile alpha motif domain containing 1Ab (gene anks1ab). Lineage: Eukaryota; Metazoa; Chordata; Actinopteri; Pleuronectiformes; Soleidae. The coding region runs from base 1576 to 3129 and encodes 517 amino acids. Gene Ontology annotation, cellular component: cytosol. Gene Ontology annotation, molecular function: protein binding. The transcript has 14 exons. The record is from RefSeq and is a predicted model, not a curated record.